Messenger RNA from Oryza sativa Japonica Group (Japanese rice), 1027 nucleotides. The record is from RefSeq and is a predicted model, not a curated record. Lineage: Eukaryota; Viridiplantae; Streptophyta; Magnoliopsida; Poales; Poaceae.
UGUCUCCUCCUCCGCUCCUUUGCGCCGCCGCCAACACACAGGGCAGGGCGCGCCGAUCUCCAUCUGGCGAGCAGAGAAGGGGAGGGGAGGGGAGGGGAUCCUGGUGAGCCCUCUUUCCGAUUCAUCUCUCACCGGGACCUGGAAUUUGCUUGCUUUGGGGGUUCAACUGAACCACCAUGUCCCAAGUUGGAUCCGCCCCUGCUUUCAGGACUGGGUCACCUAAGAAGCAUGAACUGAAGUCCAAACAGAAGCUUGAGAAGAAGCUCAGCUUCUACACAAAAGUGAAAGAUGCAGUAACCUCCCUAAAUGCUACAAAGACUAUCUGCAAGAAAUCUAAACAGAGGAGCCGCCAGAAGAAACUGAAAGCAUAUGAUCUCUCAAUGCUCUCUGAGUUCCUUCCUGAAACAGAUGCCUCAAAUCUGCACACCGAAGCAAAACUGAACUGCAAAUCGAAGCAAGCUUUAGUGCAACGGGAGGCUGCCCAACUGAAUGCUGUGCUGACCAAUCCGCAGUUCCAGCUCGACCCGUUUGCGGCGAUCCAUCAGCACCUGUUGUCAACACAGCCACCCUCUGCGAGAAAGGAGAGCAAUUCCGCCAAGCAGGGGAAGGACCCUAAGGACAAGAAAAGAAAGAACAAGAAGAAGAAUGCUUCAUCGGCCUCCGAGGCAAUGGAUAUCUGAUAUGGCAAAGUACCCUACCAAAGGAAUGGGGCGCAAUUAUCGUCAACCUCAGUUUGAAAUCGUGUGAUCUCUUAAACCUUGUCAAAUUCUGUUUCAGCAUCGGCACUCUCCUCCCAGAGGUGUGAGGUUGGGUCAAAUUUUGUUUCAGCGUCGGCUCUCCUCAGGUUUUUUUUUUGACGGAAAAACAGUUGGAGAGGCUCCUACUGCAAUAUAUUACUUGAGUGUACAAGAGACUUUACCUCCUCCCAGCGAACUGCUUGUAGCGUGGCUGAAGUUUCUUUGUGCUGAUUUGUACAUAUGAUGUUUAUGAUGUUUUGGUUAAUUGUUCAUGUACCUGGUUCUCGCCA